Saccostrea cuccullata (small rock oyster) is the source of this 3751-nucleotide messenger RNA. Its product is annotated as Golgi integral membrane protein 4-like. Lineage: Eukaryota; Metazoa; Mollusca; Bivalvia; Ostreida; Ostreidae. The coding region runs from base 136 to 1479 and encodes 447 amino acids. The transcript is spliced from 10 exons. The record is from RefSeq and is a predicted model, not a curated record. Gene Ontology annotation, cellular component: Golgi apparatus; Golgi membrane.
GCGAGUUUCCAACAGUCAUACAGGUAAACCUGUUCCCACAAUUCAGUUGACACGACGCCAUAUUUGUUUUGAUGCAGACAGGAGGAAACGUGUCACCCUAGUUCUAUUUGAUGACAGGUUGACUUUUUGUUGUAAAUGUUUGCAUCCACAAAUACAACAAUGACACGAAAUUCGGGGGCCAUUAAAACUGUUGCCAUAGUUCUCAUUUUGCUGGGAUGGCUGUAUACAAUGUAUAAAUACCAUGAAACCCGUGAGAAACUCGAAAACUCCAGGCUAGUGGGAGAAAGGGUCCGAAAAGAACAAGAAAAACUUUCCAACAAGCUACAAGACACCCUAACGGAGGCAGAAGAUCAUCGCCAGGCAUAUGAGAGAGAAAAGAGAGAGUAUGCAAACAGACUUAGUUCUCUACAACAGCAGCAUAAAAUGUUGCAGGCACAACAUCAGGACCUUGAGGCUGAAGUAUCAAAGGUACAGAGGGAGAAAGAUAAAGAAGUGGAAGAUCACCAGUCCCAGGAUCUACAGAGAACACAGGAAUAUGAACGACUCAAACAGGAAAAGGAACUAGAAAUCUCCAAUUUAAAAGAUGAGGUCGCGAAUUUGAAGCGGGAGAAGAGUAGCUUAGAUGAGCAGAUUAAGACAUUGAGUGCUCAGCUUCAAAGUUCUCAGCAACAAUUCCAAGCUCAGCUUCAAGAGUCUCAACAAAGAGUGAUCCAGUUACAACAAGCUGUUCAGCAGAAUCAACUUGCUAACCAACAAAAUCUGGCCAUUCAGGGACAAGGUCAACAACCUCUGGCCAAUCAGAGACUGGGUCAACCUGUAAAUUCAGCCAAUCAAGGAUUUGGAGCAGGCAAUGUGCCACAGAACCAGAAUUUUAUUAAUCAGUUUGCCCAGAACUCUGCUAACAAUCAAAUUCUUCCAAAUAAUAAUCAACAAGGGGAUGAUACAUUGAGAUUUAAAGGCCAAAAUAUUUUGGGCCAGCAGCAGAUUGGGAACCAGCAGCAGAUUGGGAACCAACAACAGAUUGGGAACCAGCAACAUGGAGCAAAUGCCAAUACAAUGAGUCCAGAAGAGAAAGCCAAGCUGAUUGAGCAAAACCAGCAGCAGCAUCAGGUCCAUCCCCCGAACGUAGAGCAGAACAAAGCUCAGCACGAGAAAGUUGACGAAAGCCAUGGCAGUCCUAUAAACAAGACAGCCCUGGAGCAGCGCAAGGAUCUGGAGGAACACCCAAACAUUCAGCCACCAGAAAUCCUUGACGCAGAGGAAGUCAAAUACGGUGAACAUAAAAAAGAGGAGAAACCAUCGAACAGUGCUGAUGUGAAACCCAAAUUAGGUGACCCAGUCUUACAAGUGUUGCCUCCAAAUGAAAAAUUACAGAAGCCGGAGGUGCAAGGUUUUAAUAUUCAGCCACCAGGGGGAGCUGAUGGUAAAAAUAAUGCGGAAUCUCAAAAAGAACAGAAUUUAUUGCCUCCAGGAAAGUGAUGAAGAAACUGCAGUCAGUGAAGUCUAUAGUAUGUAACGUUUACCAUGAGGGAUGAAUUUUAUCCAUACUUAACUGUACUUAGUGCUUUCACAUGUUAUCUAUAGCAGACAGGGAGAAAUCAGUGUGUUUUAGUGUCAGUAAUAUGUCUAAUUUGAUAGAUGUAUGUGUAACAGCUGACAAUAGCAAAUCUGUUAAAUCUUGAGUAAGGGAAUUCAGUUCUUUUAUUAUUCUUUCAACUCAAUCAACUGCCAGAGGAUUAUAAUUGAGCAAUUGCACAAUGUUUUCCAUACCUUUACCAAACUCAUUAUAGUCUUUGAUAGCAUAUUCUUAGCAACUAUUAGAUUGCUUGCUUUUUAGGUCACCUGAGUUAUUUUGCAUCUCUUACUUUGAGCAUUUUUAGCUUCUUCUCUGAAACUGUUGAACCAAUUUCAACCAAUUUUUUGUAUACUGUUCAGUAUCCUAAAAGGUAACAUAAUUUUUUAUGGUUUUUGCCCCACCCCUAAGGCCCUAAGGAGGCAUGGGACCAUGAUGACGUUCAUUGAGGUGAGAUCUGUAAUAUUCCAUUAUGUUUUUGAUUUUUAUUAAUUGAUCAUUGUAUAGGGUUGUAUUAUACUCAGAUGACCAUUAAUGCCCUUAGGCCUUUUAAUAAGAAAACUCUUAUUUUUGAUAAGUUCAUAAGAAUAUGAACCUCGACUUCUAGUACAUGCAGUCUUUAUGAAAAUGUUUGCCCGUUGAAAUAUUCUAAAUAUGCUAAUCGGAUGUACAACCAUUUGAUUAUUAAUGUGCUUCUAUCUUCAAGAUAAAGACUUUCUUUCCUUUUUCUUGGCUAUAUAAUUUAUAUAUAUAUAACCAAAUUGGGUUUGCUUUGCAACUGAAAAAUGUCUUCCAGUAUUCUCCCUGUUGUAUUGUUGUAUGUAUAUGCACCAGUUCCUGGUAAUAAAAUGAGAAAUUUUACUCUCUAUUUAGGAGAUAUUUGCUUUCUGUAAGAAAAAAAAACAUUGUCUCAUUAUCGAUACGUUCCAUGUGUGAUGAGGUGGGCUAGUUGUGGCUGUCCUCAGCUGUCUAAGUAAAUUUUAUCUCCCUGUCUUUCAUUUCUUCAGGGAAUGGUAUAUGAGGGUGCAUUAUGAUUUUAUCCUGAUAUGUAAUGUUGUUAAUGAUUUGAAUUACCAAUGAUAAUAAUGCUAGUCAUAGUUUAUGGUGAUUAUAUGGAUAUGUUUAUACUGAGUGAUUUUAAAAGUCCUCAAAUUAAUCUGGCAUAAAAUAUGAGUUAAAUUACCAGAUUGAUCACAAUAUUUCAAUUUACUGAAGGCUGUCAUUUAAUUACAGUGUACUCCGGUAAUAUUUUUUUUACAUUGUUGUAUGCAUGUAACUAUUAUGUAAAUAAAUAUUGCUUGAUAUAUGUACAAGAAAAACAUAUACUUAAGGUCUGGCUUUUACAAGUGAAAUUUAGCUAGAUUUAUAUUUUUAGUUUACCUUUUUCAGCAAAAAUACAUGUAUGCAUAAAAGAGUUCAGAAUAUGUAGCACAGUACUGUAUGUUUAAUAAUAACUGUUGCAUCUUCAUUUUUUUACACUCGGGUAACUAAAAGAAAAGUGUCUAUUACUUGAUCUCUUGUCAGAACUAUCAUAAAAAUGUGUACUUUAUUUUGUUUCUGUAUGAAGUAACAGUGUUUUUAGCCCAGUAUGUCUUUAUGCAUUGUUACUGUAUCAGCUUAAACAUUUGACUUCAUGCUGGUUUUUGUAUUUCCCAAAUAUACCUGAUUUUACUUCAUAAUGUUGUCUUUUUUGUUCAUUUAUAAGUGUUGAUCUAAUUUUGAGGUUAUGAACACUGACAGAGAAAAAAAUAAUUGAGACUUAAGAUAGUUGUUUGAUACAUACAAUGUAUACUUCUUGCAAAUUUACAGAGAUAUACAGUUGUUUAUUAUAUAAAAUAAUGGUCUAGCAUUUAUGUUCAAAGUCUAUUACCAACAAUUUAUUGAAAUGUUUUUAAUUUAUUUUAAAACUUCGAACUUUUGGGAACCUAUGAUAUAUGAAUACAUGUAAUUCAUUUGGUGGAUCUAUUUUGGGAUAAUAGAGUGGACAACUUCUAUGAUAUUUCAUAAGUUGUUGUUUUUAAAUGUUAACAUGGUUAUAAUGUUUUAAUUGUGGGAUUUUUUAAGUGGUCUUAAGCUAUGGAAAUACAUGUUAAAUAUAUAUUUAUAUACUUUAAAAAUAGUGAUUGUGUAUAUGAUAACAAUAUAUGUUUUGAAAUCUAUUAAACUAUAUUAAUACUA